CCGAUAUUUUUUCUAGACAAUCAGUUCUAGUCUGAGACUCGUUGAGCGAGUUUCUUAAUUUUAAAAAAAAAAGAAGAAAUACAAUUAAAUUUUAAAUAUUAACAACGAAACGAAAAUAAAACUUUAAAAAUAAAUUGGGUGAAUGCCUAAUAUUUGGAAUACCAUUAUACGACAGAACUGUAAAUAGCAAUAAUGGGAAGUCUAAACGGUGACGUAAUGGUAAUGCGCAAUGGACGCUCAACCAGUCAAGUAUCGGUAUAUAAUUAUCCAGAACAUUUAAAUCCCUUCUACGAAGAUGAUCAGCACAAACGUUUAAGAUUCUGGAAGAUAAGCAAAAAAGAUAAUGAGGGUCGUAGAAAUAGUUUUUCCAUUGGAAAUCUUAAGGAUAUGUGGGCUUUUAAAUCAUUUCGCAUGAAAAAGAAAUCUUCCACACUGGGUAUUAAUAAAACAUCAGAAAGUCCGCCAACACUACGACGAGAUUAUGUUGUCGACAAUGGCUGGAAUACAUUUGAUCAUCGUUUACGUGGCAGCAAUACACCAUCCAUAAAUGGUGACAGUUUUCAACGUAAUGCAACCUACAGAAGUUCUUUGCAAACAUUGCCAACAAGUAAUGAUCGUAUUGGCUUAAAUCGUAAUGAUGGCUAUCGCAGCACAAUACAAGUUACCCGUUCUAAUCCCCGCUAUCAGCCCCAACAGAAACAACAACAUACAACGGGAGUAUCACAAAACAGAAGGUAUGUUUAUGGUGGGUCAGUAACACCACAACCAUUGCGUAAUACUCGUACAAAUAAUAUUGGUAGAGGCCCAUACGAAUACGAAUGCGAUAAUGUCAUGAUUAGGCGAUCAUCACAAUCCAGUAUGGUUAGCACAAAUCCAUUUGAAUCCGAUGAUGAUGACAAUGAAGACAUCAAUUCGUCUUGCAUGAGAAGUGUCAAUGGUGGUUCUACAACAACUCUAACAUCGCGAACACCACGCAAGAAACGUCGAGCUCCAGCGCCACCAACACCAAUUCACGGUCGCAGUAACGGAGCACCACCUCCAACAAUUCUUAUAGAAUCUAGUCACGAUAAUACCCAUGAUGAGUUACGUAUUAGAGAGGACAUAGAUAUUGCCAAUUUAACAGCUGAAAUAGAAAGCUUUGUUAAAACUAAGGACAACGAUGAUGUCGAAGUGGCCCCGAAGGAAGAUGUUCAAACGGCAACAGUGACAAGCACAACGAAAACGGAAGCUUCCACAAAUAAUGUGGAAAAACUUAAAGUGGAAGAAGAGCUGGAAAUAAAGCCAGCUGCAAAAGAAACUUCCCAAAACGCCACCUCCACCACAGUUAUUAGUGUUAUUCCAACGAAAGAGAACGUAAUGCCGGUAACUAAAACAAAUGGUCAGGUUACCACUGAAAUCGUAACAGUGACAACAACCACAAAAACUACAACAACUGAUGUUAAUAAACUUUUGGAAAAAGAAACCAAGGUGGCUCAAGUUUCAAAUGAAACAGUAAUAAAAACUGAUGAUAGUAAAGAAAUCAAAACAAAUGGAGCGAUACCAAAGAAAUCAAAUAACAUUACAGUGGUCAGUUCAUCAGUUGAACAACAACAGCAGCAGCAGCCAAAAACUACUGAAGUUGUAACGGAUUUGUGCAUAAAAGAAACAAAUUCCCAAGAAGUGUCACACAAACCGGUACCACUUAAACGUCAUACGAAACCUGAAACAGAAGCGGAAGUUGGCCAUGUUGAGUGUAUACACGUUCAUGUAGAAAGUCCCAGAGCCACACCACGCAAGGAACAUCCUAGUGGUGUUUCAAGUUUCAAAACAAACGAAAAUGUUGAAGUCAACGAUACCAUUACCACUAAAACUCCAUUUGUAUUAACCAGUCCUCCAACACCUAGAAGAAAACCCCAACAAACAGAGAGUGAACCUGUUAUAAAAGAAACGGUUAAAAUUGUAGGAACGUCCAUCACAAACGAACGAACUAAUCACGAUUUGACUAUUAAAGAGGAACGUAUUAAUGCCAAACCGGAAAUUUUGGUCAAGCCCACUUUGUCACCCAAACCAGUCACAAAAGAUGUAAAUGGAAAGGUACAUGGUUUUGCCGAAAUACACAAGCCCGUCAGAAAAUUUACAAAUAACCAAAAUGGUCAUGUACGAAGGGCAUCUCGUGAUGAGAGCGUUACACCGCCAACUGUACCCCAUGCAGAGGAAAAGAAAAUUAACAAUUCAGUUUUAUCUCAUAUUAGCAUUAAAACUAAAGGGGAACAAACUGAGGAAGUUAAUGUACCAGAAGUUAAAAAGGUUGAAACUUUAAAAAUCGUAGAAACUUCAACCUCUAGUACCACUAAUGGUCAAACUAAAUCUGUUGAAAAAGAAGAAACAAAGAAAUUGAAAACGGUUAAUUUGGAAACCUCUAUUAACAACAGUAAUACCGUUACUACCCCUGAGUUGCAAAAGCCAGCAGAUGAAUUUGAUUUGUUAUAUAGACCUAAACCUGCCAAUCAUAUGGAAUGGAAACGUUCUACACUGGCUCCCUUGGAAACCAACAUACCGCCCGAAAAACGAAAGUCUGUCAAAGAUAUUAUAGAGUCCAUAAACCGUAGUCAGCGUUUACUCAAUGCGGCAGCUAAUAAAGAUUUCACAGCUUUACAAACUCAAAACACAAUUACCGCCACCAACAACACAUCUGGCCCACAGUCACCAACCAUACAACAGACUUCCGAAAACAAACAAAAUGGAAAUGGAAAUCUAAAUGAAAAUCUUAAAAUCUUAGAUGAGAGACAAAGAGAAAUUGAACAUUUAGUUGAAGAGCUGACUGAAGGAGCAGCCGCCAAUUCUCCCUCACCAUCGCCAUCGAAUUGCAACAACGAAUAUUCCGAAGCUCAAAAACUAGAUAAUAAUGAUAUAUUUCAAAAGUGUAAGGUUAAAAAAGAAGUCUACGAUUAUCGGGAAUCAUCGCCCAUUUCGUCAAAUUUAGAUUGGAAUCCAGUGCCAAAGCCAAAACGUACUAAGCCCGGCCAUGAAUGAAUAUAAGCUCAAAGCUAAAAACGAAAUUAAGUAUUGUCCUUUAAGUUAUAAAAACAAUACAUUAAAAUAUAAGUGUUAUUUACCAAAUAGAGAUAUCUAUAAGAUCACAUCUUGUAUAUUUCAAUUAUAAACAUUUUUUUUAUUAAAAAUCAAAAAAUAGAAACGGGGUUCAUUUGCAAUACUACCUUAACUAAUAGUGAAUAUAUUAAUAAAUUUUUAACUAAUCCUUAUUUAAAAAAAAUUAUCUAUAUAUAUCAUUUCAAUGUCCUUAUUUAGUGUGAUCAAUAUAAAUAUAUUUUUAAUAAUAUAUACUAUACAUAUUUAUAAAUUAUUUCUAUGUAAAAAAAGCAAAAAGUUUUAAAUUUUAACAGCUAUAAAUGUACUUCACAAAUUGUUAUUUUGUUAUCCUUUAGAUGUAUUCUCAAUCGGAUUGUUUUAAUACGGAAAAAUAAAGUAGUGUAGAGAGUACAUUUGAAGUAAAUCUU
This is a messenger RNA of Lucilia cuprina (Australian sheep blowfly), 3497 nucleotides long. RefSeq names its product triadin. Bases 193 to 3012 code for a protein of 939 amino acids. NCBI's taxonomy places the organism in Eukaryota, Metazoa, Arthropoda, Insecta, Diptera, Calliphoridae. The record is from RefSeq and is a predicted model, not a curated record. The transcript has 7 exons.